GCCAAUUAGCGCCAGCCUCAGCCAGUCGCAAGCGGGAAGUGACGUCUAUUGGGAGCGCCCUUGUUUACCAGGAAGGAGAAAAUGGUGUGCGAGAAGUGUGAGAAGAAGCUGGGCACAGUCAUCACACCGGACACAUGGAAGUCCGGUGCAAGGAACACUACAGAAAGUGGAGGUCGGAAACUGAAUGAAAACAAGGCACUGACUGCAAAGAAAGCAAGGUUUGACCCAUAUGGAAAACAUCGCUUUGCGAUAUGUCGUAUCUGCAAGAGUUCUGUCCACCAGCCUGGGUCGCACUACUGCCAAGGAUGUGCCUAUAAGAAGGGAAUCUGUGCAAUGUGUGGGAAGAAAGUGUUGGACACGAAGAAUUACAAGCAAACUUCUGUUUAAUCAAAGCCCAGAAGAGCUGCAUAAUGAUUCUAAUGCUCGACCCGGUUAAUGUUUCAGCAAGUAAUUUGGAGAGUGAGAGGGGGUGGGGGGGGGGGGGGGAGUGAACAAGAGUUUAAAGGAAACCUGCUACAAGAGGGGUAUAAAUGCUAGUUACCUGCCUGGCAUGAUGAUCCUCUGGCUUCAAUAUGUUUGAGUCCUUGACCCAAGACAAGUAUGGAGGUCAUGAGCUCACUCUUCACUCCCUGCAUUCUCAUUUCAAGGCAUUGACACAGAAAUACUGGAUCCUGACAUCCUGUGUACCGGCUAUGCAGCUUGUAUUUUAAAGAGACACUGGAGUUAAUUUACUAAAACUGGAGAGUGCAAAAUCUGGUGCAGAUCUAUAUGGUAGCCAAUCGACUUCUAACUCUACCUUGUUCAGUUGCGCUUUGGAAGCUGAUUGGUUUCUAUGCAGGGCUACACCAGAUUUUGCGCUCUUCAGUUUUAGUAAAUCAACCCCAAUGUCACUUAACAAAGUCACAAUGUCUGUGCAUAGCUGCCCCCCAAACCCACUGAUGCUGCUCUUCCGUCCUCCCCUGCCGUACCUCCCUCUAUCUUAGCUGGCAAAAAAUACAUAGUACUUCUAAGUAUGGGGUGGUAUGUGACCUACUCCACAUGACAGAAGGGGUGACCUCGCCACCCCCUUUAGGCUCAAUCACUGGGCAUUUAAGUGGCCACUGCAAUGAAUAAAGGUGCAGGGAGAGCGUCCUGGAGUGGGGAAGUAUUGGGUCAGGGGUGUGGCAUUGGAUAGACACUGUAUGUAACAUUGGCAUGAAUGGUUAAUGUGUAAAUAUGGGGGGGGGGG
Rana temporaria (common frog) is the source of this 1228-nucleotide messenger RNA. RefSeq names its product CXXC repeat containing interactor of PDZ3 domain (gene CRIPT). Lineage: Eukaryota; Metazoa; Chordata; Amphibia; Anura; Ranidae. Gene Ontology annotation, cellular component: dendrite. The record is from RefSeq and is a predicted model, not a curated record. Gene Ontology annotation, biological process: cytoplasmic microtubule organization. The transcript is spliced from 5 exons. The coding region runs from base 82 to 387 and encodes 101 amino acids. Gene Ontology annotation, molecular function: microtubule binding; PDZ domain binding.